Molecule: messenger RNA, 4013 nt
Organism: Rhinopithecus roxellana (golden snub-nosed monkey)
Lineage: Eukaryota; Metazoa; Chordata; Mammalia; Primates; Cercopithecidae
Gene: LRRFIP2
Product: LRR binding FLII interacting protein 2
Exons: 31
Coding region: 931-3165 (744 amino acids)
Biological process (GO): regulation of DNA-templated transcription
Source: RefSeq, a predicted model, not a curated record
AUACUCGUUUCCUAACAGAGCGUUACUCCAGCCCACUUGCCCAAGCCCACCAGGCCGCAGGGUUUAGGGGCAACCAGGGGAAGGGCAGCCCUGAACCGGAACAAGUGUCAGUUCACAUUACUGGCACUGGUCCUGGUUCGGAAAGCCUGGGCAGGAACCGUGCGACCCAGAGAAGCUACCCGCCCAAGGCCGCCUCCAGCCUCCGCCCCACCAGCAGCCCAGGGCCCCGCCCUACCGGCAGCCGCGCCUCGCCGCCCUCCCUCCAGCUUGGCCCUAACGGCUCGCAAUGGCGGAACAGGGAGCCAGGAGCAUCGCCGCUUGGGGAACCUCACCCGCCGGCCCAGGGCUCGGCUCGCUGUCUGACAGCCCCGGGUACUUUGCCCAGCGGGGUGCAAGGCAGGCCUGCAGCAAGCGCCACUCCCGGGCAGGCAGGGCCACAACUGCUUCCGGGUGAGCGGGUCGUCGACCCUGUGGCCCCGCCCAUCCUUUGCCUCUUCAGUCGGCCGCUCAGGCUGCGGCUCCUCCCGGGGCCGGUUCCCGCUGUCUCAGCCGCGGCGCAGAGGGCACAUCAGCCUGACCGACUAGCCGGCUGCCGGUGCCGGGAGCCGCCGCGUCCAUCCCCGCCCGCCUGGCCGGGGGACCCAGGACUGAGUCGUCCAGCUGCGCCCCUCGCCCCUAGCCCCAGCGGGCGCCGGGCGGGCGAGCCGCUCUUCGGCCCUUCCAGGACAGCGACGCAGUCGCAGCGCGCGCACUAACGCAGAUGUGGAAAGAUAAAUGAAGGGGUCUAGAAGUAAGUGUCAGUGGAAAGGAGAGCUACCAUCACUAAGAGACAGGAUUUCACCGUGUUGCCCAGUGUCGUCAUUUUUCUAAUACUGGGCUGAAAACACAGUUAAAUCACUUUCAAAGUUAAAAGACUGUUAAGAACACAAGAUGGGGACUCCUGGUUCUGGGAGGAAAAGAACACCUGUGAAAGACCGAUUUUCUGCAGAAGAUGAAGCUUUGAGUAACAUUGCCAGAGAGGCAGAGGCAAGGCUGGCAGCAAAACGGGCUGCCCGGGCAGAAGCAAGAGAUAUACGCAUGAGAGAACUGGAACGGCAACAAAAAGAGCACUCUCAUCAUUCCUUUGAUCGGAAAUGGGGACAGAUUCAGAAGUGGCUGGAAGAUUCAGAAAGGGCCAGGUAUUCCCACCGGUCCAGUCACCAUCGUCCUUAUCUGGGAGUUGAGGAUGCAUUGUCCAUUCGAAGUCUUGGCAGUCACAGGAACCCAUCGAAGGAUAUAACUGGGACACUUUGGAGCAGAGCCAGUACACCCAAAAGGAAAGACACCAUGUAUGAUAUGUUCAAGGAUAGAUCAUCAAGACUUUCAUCAUUAAAUCAUUCUUAUAGUCACUCUCACGGAAUGAAGAAGAGGUCUUCUGGUUCUCAUAAAGACCCACUGAGUGGCCUCUACUUUGACCAGAGAAACUAUAGCAGUCUUAGACAUAGCAAACCCACCUCUGCCUACUACACUCGGCAGUCUUCUUCCCUGUACAGUGACCCUCUGGCAACAUAUAAGAGUGACAGGGCCUCUUCUACUGCAAAUUCUGGUCUGCUGAGAAGUGCCAGUCUGGCAUCAUUGUACAAUGGUGGAUUAUAUAACCCUUAUGGUUCUCGAACUCCAUCUGAAUGCAGUUAUUACUCAUCAAGAACAAGUUCAGCCCGAAGCAGUCCAGUGUUUACCAAUGAUGACACCGCAAGCAUUGUGUCUUCUGGUCGUGCCAGUCGUGGACAAAGGGAGAGUGUGGUUUCUGCCGCUGAUUAUUUCAGUCGCUCCAAUCGUAGGGGAAGUGUUGUCUCCGAGGUGGAUGACAUCAGUAUCCCAGAUUUGUCCAGCUUGGAUGAAAAAUCUGACAAACAGUAUGCUGAAAAUUACACAAGACCUUCAUCUCGAAAUUCUGCCUCAGCAACAACCCCUCUAAGUGGAAACUCAUCCAGACGAGGAAGUGGGGACACCAGCAGCUUAAUAGAUCCAGACACCUCAUUAAGUGAAUUGCGGGAUAUCUAUGACCUUAAGGACCAGAUACAGGAUGUAGAAGGGAGAUACAUGCAGGGGCUUAAAGAACUAAAGGAAUCUUUGUCUGAAGUGGAAGAAAAAUACAAGAAAGCCAUGGUUUCCAAUGCACAGUUAGACAAUGAGAAGAACAAUUUGAUCUACCAAGUAGACACACUCAAGGAUGUUAUUGAAGAGCAGGAGGAACAGAUGGCAGAAUUUUAUAGAGAAAAUGAAGAAAAAUCAAAGGAGUUAGAAAGGCAGAAACAUAUGUGUAGUGUGCUGCAGCAUAAGAUGGAAGAACUUAAAGAAGGCCUUCGGCAAAGAGAUGAGCUUAUUGAGGAGAAGCAGCGCAUGCAGCAGAAAAUAGACACCAUGACAAAAGAGGUGUUUGACCUCCAGGAGACACUUCUUUGGAAAGAUAAAAAAAUUGGGGCCCUAGAGAAACAGAAAGAAUACAUUGCCUGCCUUAGGAAUGAGCGAGAUAUGCUCAGAGAGGAGCUGGCUGACCUGCAGGAGACAGUGAAGACGGGAGAGAAACAUGGCUUAGUUAUAAUCCCCGAUGGCACUCCCAAUGGUGAUGUCAGUCAUGAACCAGUGGCUGGAGCCAUCACCGUUGUGUCUCAGGAAGCUGCUCAGGUCUUGGAGUCAGCAGGAGAAGGGCCAUUAGAUGUAAGGCUACGAAAACUUGCUGGAGAGAAGGAAGAACUACUGUCACAGAUUAGAAAACUGAAGCUUCAGUUAGAGGAGGAACGACAGAAGUGCUCCAGGAAUGACGCCACAGUGGGUGACCUGGCAGGACUGCAGAAUGGCUCAGACUUGCAGUUCAUUGAAAUGCAGAGAGAUGCCAAUAGACAAAUUAGUGAAUACAAAUUUAAGCUUUCAAAAGCAGAACAGGAUAUAACCACCUUGGAGCAAAGUAUUAGCCGGCUUGAGGGACAGGUUCUGAGAUAUAAAACUGCUGCUGAGAAUGCUGAGAAAGUUGAAGAUGAACUGAAAGCAGAAAAAAGGAAGCUACAACGAGAGUUACGAACAGCACUGGACAAGAUUGAGGAGAUGGAGAUGACCAACAGCCACCUGGCCAAGCGGCUGGAGAAGAUGAAGGCCAACAGGACAGCACUUUUGGCCCAGCAGUAGGAAAACCACCCUUCAGCCUGGGUGAUGCUCCUUGGGGCCCUACCUAGAGGGACUGACUUUUGUCCAUUGACACAGACCCCUUUUAGUACUGUUUUGAGUUUUGUCAUUAAAACAGCCACCUUUGUAUUUUAUAAUUUAUGAGAGAAUGAAGCCAGUUUGAAUCUUCAUGAAUGAACACUUUGGAUUUUGUUGUAGUUUGAUUCUAGGCUAGAACCAGUCCAUGCUGUUUUUAUUUUUUAUCUCCGUAAUUGUAGAAUCAUGUUUACUCAACAUUUUUCCCCAGCUGCCUCAGUAACUGGGCACUCGGAGGCCUUGGCACAGGUUCUGGAGGACAGACAGCACUUCUAUGAGUGCUUACUGAGAUCCUUGCUGGAGACCUCAGAAAACACAAGUGCCUUCUCCACGGUGCAGUUCAGACUUCAGUGAUCUCCAGUGGUCAAAAGACAUUUACCCUUAAUAUCAGACAACAUUUGUAUUUUAGUGAAGAAACAAGUUCUUGGGUGGGGAAUCUAUGUUUCACUCAAAUUUAUAUGUUUGGAGGAAAAAAGCCUUUUUCUGGUAAAAUAUUUAAAUUUAUAUAAGAAAAUGUUAGAAAAACAUAUGGGGGAGUGUAUAUAAAACUCGCUUUAUUGCAUGGGGCAGGGGAAGUCCAGGCCUAAUACUCUUAAAGUAAGAGUUGGGUCCUUUUUUCUUCAAUACAACUGUGCUGUACCUUGUAAAGUAUUUUAUCUGCUGCUUAUUUGUGGAAUGAAACCUCAAACAAACCCAAAGGGGGAGGGUAGGGCAGGGUGGGCAGAUAGGAAAUCUGCCUGCAGAUUCUAUUAAAUACACCCUUUUGCCAACCACAA